AUGCAAGAGCCUGUGCAGACGACUCUUGUGUCGGAGAACGCCACGCCAUCGUGCAUCCGCCGGUUCAUUUGGUGCUAUGGUUAUGGAUGCGGCUGCGCGGACGUCACGGACGCCUCGUUGCACCCACAAGACGCGUCCCUUACUCUGUAUGGCGUGCGGAUCCCGAAGCCGAAGGGUCCUAGUCACCUUCCUGUGCAUUCCGACUCCGUUCAAGCACUCACUACACGCGACAUGGCAAAGGGGUCCAUGAGCUUAGUCACCCGCUCGCGCACAUCGAGCUCAGGGGUUGCGUCCGCCGACGAGGACGCCCGCCCCGCGACGCUCGAGGAAGCUAUGUCGGCGCACUACAUUGGCUGGACAUACAUGCCCGGACAAGCUGGCGACGACACCUACAUUGGAGACGCGCCAGACCUACGUCCAAUGCAACGAACUUUCGACAGAGGAUGUCCAUCCGCGCGCGCGUUCGACCUUUCAGAACAUCGUCACGACCAGCGCGAGACACGAUCGGGCCGUAAGAGCCUGCUCGACCUCAGCUCGAACACGGAUCUGUAG
This is a messenger RNA of Fomitopsis serialis, 552 nucleotides long. RefSeq lists its product as uncharacterized. The transcript has 4 exons. Bases 1 to 552 code for a protein of 183 amino acids. The record is from RefSeq and is a predicted model, not a curated record. NCBI's taxonomy places the organism in Eukaryota, Fungi, Basidiomycota, Agaricomycetes, Polyporales, Fomitopsidaceae.